This is a messenger RNA of Drosophila persimilis, 1610 nucleotides long. RefSeq lists its product as uncharacterized. Gene Ontology annotation, biological process: G protein-coupled receptor signaling pathway. Gene Ontology annotation, cellular component: neuron projection. NCBI's taxonomy places the organism in Eukaryota, Metazoa, Arthropoda, Insecta, Diptera, Drosophilidae. The record is from RefSeq and is a predicted model, not a curated record. The transcript is spliced from 4 exons. Bases 1 to 822 code for a protein of 273 amino acids.
AUGGCCCAUGUCGGAGGUGUUAACGGAGGUGUCUUCGUGGCGGCAGCCCUAAAGGACAUCGGAGAGAAGCCAGCGGCAAGUGUGGCCAGCAGCACUGCCCUGGCCAUCAGAAACUCCACGAUUAUAGCCCAUCGACUGUCCAUCUAUCUGCCGCAGCUGUUGCUUCCCUCUCGAGACCCACAAAAGCUCAUAACCGAAAUAAACUGCAGUGUGGCCCAGUUUCGGGAGAUGCUCAUCUUCAUUGGACAGGCGCGGGACUCGCCGGAGUUGCGCGAGAAGAUCCGGAAGCUGAGGCGCAGCUGCUUGGACGCCUGCAAGCACACGGCACACCUGAUCACCCCGCAGCCGCGCCACUGUCUGGGCAGUCCCAGCGAGAGGAUGCACCUGACGUUGCUCUACCAUCUGAGCCAGCUGUUCCAUCACGAGCUGAUCAAGAGCUAUCGUCUGAUUCAGCUGGUGCCCCUCGAUAUGACCGAGUAUUAUGCUCCUUCGCGCACUGCUCCCUCUAAUCUGGGGAAUGUCAUCAGUCAGAUCUUGUUGUGCAAGCAAAUCAAUCCCGACUUCCAGCAGGAGGAACUUUGCAGCAUCGCCAAGGAUUCCCAAGAGCUGAGCGAGUUGUUGGAUGAGCUUAAAGCCCAUAUGCCCUUGCCAGAGGCAACUCCCACUCUCGAUGUGGAAUUGGAUCAGACAAAGAAAUCCGGCACUGGUUUUGUGUCCCUCAACACACCCAUUUGGUAUACUCGCCAGCGUAGACGCAGCUGUAGGAGCCGUAGUCGCAGUCUCUGCUGUUGUCUGACCUCAUCGCAUGGCAAAACUUAUUAGACGAAAGAAUGAUAUCUAUAGAUAUUAGAUAGGAAGUGCGAAACAUCCCCAAGUUAUUUCCCAAGAUAAGAUGCAAGUUGAUAGAAGCCCAACCUUCCUGGAAACCCCAAAAAAUUAUGAAUACAAAGAGUCAUUCCAUCGAAUGGUACGUAAAGGAAAAGAACCACACAUAAUCAUUGAUUAAUUAUUAGCUAGGGAAAUGUAAGCUAAGAGUGUAAUUGCCUCGAUGAUAACUGUGGCAGCAACUCUUCGGGGAAUGAUAAAACUGGAUUCCCAGAAACGAUAAUAACAAUAAAGCCAAUGUGGGACAUGGCAUCAAAGAGCCUCAAGGCUAUACGAUUAUGAGUGUGUAAAGCCGAUUAAAGCCAAACCAGAAAUACUUACAAAUCGGUGGAGGCAGAGUGGUCUUUCUCAAUUUGGGAUUUCGAAUGAAAUCUGAAAGCUCUUCCCCUUAAAUGAUGCACAAAGGGCGAUAAAUUCCCAGAAAUCAGGCUAAAUCCCCACCCUUUAUAACGGGGGCUAUCAUACCAUAAUUUUGCGGGAAGCCGCAGAGCGUUAAGUUUAUUUGCUGUGGGACUUAGCGGCAUGCCAGCGUUCCAGGUGACAACACUGUAGGCGGCUGUAGGCCCACCAGGUGGUGCCUGAGCCAUAAAAAUUGAUUAGAUUCCGGCUUACAUCUCACUCUCGAGACGACGACGACAUCACGCCCUGUCAUUGGACAAUGGCAACUGUGUUAAGCAUCGCAUGAUUCUCGAGCAGAUGAUAAUAGAUAGUCGGCCAGAGACAGA